ACGCACUGGUCCCAACCUCUGGGCAGGAGGUAAAGAGAGGGAGGGGGGGGACAUCGAGAGCUGCCGCCUGGUCUUGGGGACAGGUGCGUGCACGCGCGCAUGUGUGUGUAUGUCGGUAUUUGCGUGCGUGCGUGCGUGUUAGAGCUAGCGCUGUCAUCCGCCGUGGCGUGGCCUCCGAGACAAGUCGGUUUUUUUUUUCUCGUCCCCUCCCUCCCUCUCCCUCCCUCCCCCUCUCUCUCUCUCUCUCUAUUUCGACUCUUGGGCUGGGCGGAGGAGGGGAGAGAGAGGCGUCAUGAGAUCUUCGAUGCUGGGAAGUCCUGCAUGGGUGGCCUUCGCCCGCGAGCCUAUCGCCUCGGUCGACCCCGUCUCACACGCAGCCACGCCCGUCCUAUCAUCGGCUGUUCCGCUGCAGGCCAACCCUGUUCUGGAGCGAACGCCAUAUCCAACGCUCCCCCCCUCCCCCUUUCUGGCGCUACAUACGCCUCCAGGUAUCACCGGCCGCCUUUUUCCUUUCCCGCCACGACUGGCGCUAUCUAGGCUGCCUGUCUGCCUGUCCACCCUCCAUGUCGAUAAUGACCAGCCAUCCUGUGCGCCCACGAAGGGAAACACAAAGCCGUCGGCUGUCCGGCUUGUCUUUUCCAGGUGGUUUUGCCUCAAAUUCCUUUUUUAUUUUUAUAUUUUAAUUCUCUCUUUUCAUCUCUUCCCGGCAGUCAUCGUAAUCACUGCCAUCAUAAUCCCACAUAUCCUUCCUCCCUUUCCCUCCCCGCCCCGCCCGCAAACCCGUCUAUCUGUCUCCCUGCCUGUCUGCCCGUCUAUCCAUCCGCCUAGUCAGUAGUAUUAGCCAAAGGUCCAAGAGCCACAUUGGCUUUCGAGACGCCCACCUACCUCAUCCCCCCUCCCCCUGGGUACGACCGACGCCCUUCGGCCCCGCCUGACUAGAGGAGGAGGCGCCAGCAAGGACACACCCCCUCCCUCUUCGUCCGGCCGCCAUGGUUUCGACAAGCGCGAGUAGGGCGGAUAACGGCUCCGAGGGCUCUAGCACUCGGCCGGGAACGACGGCGACGA
This is a messenger RNA of Durotheca rogersii, 1065 nucleotides long. RefSeq lists its product as uncharacterized. Lineage: Eukaryota; Fungi; Ascomycota; Sordariomycetes; Xylariales; Xylariaceae. The transcript has 2 exons. The record is from RefSeq and is a predicted model, not a curated record. The coding region runs from base 293 to 835 and encodes 180 amino acids.